AUGAGCAACCUACUGGGUUUUGCCAUAGUCCUCAUCGUGUUGGCUAUACAGGGUUCACAGGGACGAGCCAUUUCGGAGCCUACGCAACAGUUUCAUGCCUCGAGCCAUGAUCGACCACCUGAACAAACCAAGAUGGUGGAGAUGCCUCUGCCCCGACAAGCUGCAAAACGCCAGAUAGCUAGUUCGUCAAACGACGUGGUGACAGUCACCAUAGCGCCGGAUGAGACGUGCGGCUGGUUGUCGGGGCGUCCAGGUGUCCCAAUUACGUGCGAAAACCAUCAACCUUGUAUGUGGAUGAGUUCAAUAGCAUUAAUAUGCGGCCCCCUUACGGACUAUAAUAAGUGGGAGUAUCACCUUACUUGUUAUGAGAGGGAGGAAGCACUGAAUACAGAUAUUUGCAACGAUGUCUGCGUGGGUGGUCACAAUCUUCGCUGCACCGAAGAGUCAGCUGCUUAUUGUCGAACUUAUGCCUACCCAGACGGGAUUCAAGACUACAGAUGCGUGCCAACUCCCGAGACACGAGCUUCGAGCGUAGCUUUUACCUAUAAGGAUCAGAAAAACGCAGGCUUAGUCACUGCAACCUACACCAACUCCGAUUCGCAAAUCGCAUCAACAGAAUUUGUUUCUUCUACUACGUCGUCAUCCUCCUCUAAUGCUUCUCAGCCUUCUUCCCCUCCUGCUCCUCCGUCUCCCCCCAACAGGAACAAUAUCGGAGCCAUUAUCGGCAGCGCAAUUGGAGGCUUUAUAGCUCUGUCGCUUGUAUUUCUCGCAAUCUUCUGGUUCGUUCGACGGUCGAAGGAGAAUGGUACUUCUUCUGCUGAGCGACUGCGUUCCCCAUCGCAGAUUUCUCCAAUGGAACAAACGCAAUCAACUGGCACACCGUCAUUUAACCUGAUCGUCGGAAAGCCGGGCCCAAAUUCCUCCGUGCAGUCCGGAUGGAGAAGUUCCAUGAUGACCUCUCCAAGCUCGGCCGGCAAUUCUGCCUCACCGCAAGGUUGGAUGAAUCAACCAGGCUCGCCGGGUGCUCAAAGUACGACAUCCCAAGGGAUACCGCAGUUUAUACCGCAGGCUGUACCAUAUGAAAUGAGUGGAGACUCUGUUCAGACUGAGGCCCAUGGUAUACACGGAGACCCUAGGCGCUCUCGGGUCUAUGAAAUGGUUGGAGACGCUCCCCAUUCUUGGAUUUAG
This is a messenger RNA of Fusarium redolens, 1188 nucleotides long. RefSeq lists its product as uncharacterized. NCBI's taxonomy places the organism in Eukaryota, Fungi, Ascomycota, Sordariomycetes, Hypocreales, Nectriaceae. The record is from RefSeq and is a predicted model, not a curated record. The transcript has 2 exons. Bases 1 to 1188 code for a protein of 395 amino acids.